AUGAACCAAGGGCGUCUUCUCACUAACGCGGAGAGAGCACGAAGACACCUCACAAGUGAUACGAAUUGCAAGAUUUGCGGCGGAGGACCGGAGACGACCCUGCACGUUGUCAGAGACUGCCCCUUUGCCCGAGCAACGUGGGCGGAUCUGCUGGAGGACGAGCCGGAUUCGAGAUUUUUCGAGCAGGAUGGCCAGAGGUGGAGCCUAUAUUAUCUUUCAGGGAAGAGCAACACCAUUGAUGCUACUAUUUUUGCAGGAACCUGUUGGCUGUUGUGGAAGAACCAGAAUGACUUCGUGUUCCAGGACAAGUUGAAAACCCAUACACAAGUCCAGUUCCACUCAAAACAGCUCCGGGACGAGAUCAUUAAAGCUUUCGACCAGGAGAAAACAGUUUUCGGGACUGGGGGCACCCGAGAGCAGCGCCUCGUUGGCUGGCAACCACCGGCGCAGGACUGGGUCUGUGUUAACACUGACGGCUCAGUCAAUCAUUCUCCGGAGAGCACUUCUUGUGGCGGCAUCAUACGGAGGAGUGAUGGCCGCUUCAUCAGAGCAUUCACUGCGAACCUGGGGAGAGGCUCUAUCACUCGUGCGGAGCUGGCUGGUAUUGUGUAUGGGUUGGAUCUUGCUUGGGAGCAAGGAGUCAGGAAAGUUCUUCUACAAACAGACUCAGCAACUGCAAAAUCCCUGAUUGAGAACGCAACCGAGCAGCAUAUUCACUUCUCACAGAUAAGCGAGAUCAGGCGGAUACUACAGCGAGACUGGACAUCUAUUGCGGGGCCAUUGGUGUUGAGGACACUAGCCGGAGGGCUCGAACCGCUGGUGUGCAGACCAGUUUGCUCCAUCACGACGCUGCUGCACUACAGCCAUUUGCUUCCGAGAAACCUGGACCGGUUGAGCCGCUUCGUCCGGCCCGAGUUGCUGGUUCGAGGCAACCCUUUGUUCCUCUUUAUCAUCAAUCUCCUGCGCUGUUUCUGGUCCUAA
Linum tenue is the source of this 981-nucleotide messenger RNA. NCBI's taxonomy places the organism in Eukaryota, Viridiplantae, Streptophyta, Magnoliopsida, Malpighiales, Linaceae. The record is from the annotation of a GenBank genome assembly.